This is a messenger RNA of Lactuca saligna, 720 nucleotides long. The record is from the annotation of a GenBank genome assembly. Lineage: Eukaryota; Viridiplantae; Streptophyta; Magnoliopsida; Asterales; Asteraceae.
AUGAAGAAGGGAGUAUUUGAGGCGGUUGCACCGGAAAAUGUGGGUGGUCCAUCGUUGCACCAAACCUUAGCCGCCUCCUGUUUUUCCGAUGAGAGGGUAUUAAUACUGCAGCACUCCCUACGCUUCUACCUUACCGUUCAGAUCUGCACUCCAGCAAAAGCUAGAUCCUCCGACGGUAAUGAUGAUGGAGUGGUGAUAAGUAGUGUUCAAAGGGGGUGGUUAUCGGUUGUUGUACAGGAGGGUGGCGAUGGUGAAGGAGGUAGUGGUUUUGUGGUUAUUUUUCCGGGGAACAAGUGGUGUUUGGUUGUGCAUUCCGGUGAUGGUUGUGGAGAUUUCAGUGGCGGUUGUGCAUUCCAGUGGUGUUUGUGCAGUCAAGUGGUGGUGGUGAUUGCAGGUGGUGAUUUGGUUAAGCCUAUCAGAUGGUACUAUGAUCCCUCCCAUGUUUUCAUCUAUGCCCCAUCAGUAAAAGGGAUGGUCGGAUUCGCCAUCAACUUCUUUCCCUUCCACCACGAAUACCCUCCAUCUUUCCUCCGAUAUAGACGUACGACAUCGAUUCAUACCCAACACCCACUGAUUUUGAAGGUUUAAUUUUCAGUUUGAGGUUUAAUUGAGUUCCAGGAAUUAAGUUUCAUAUUCAAUUUUCAGCUUGAUUUCAUGCUUGAUUUCAGUUUCAGGUUUGAAUUCAUAUUUAAUUUUGAGUUUUGGAUUUGAUUUAAUUUC